CAACCGUACAAACAACUGAAUUGUUUUUUCGCGCCAUAUUCAAAAUUUACCUUCAGAAUCUGUGGAGUUUUUCAAUUUUGUCGUGUUUAAUAUAAGAAUGAGAACAACAUGGCGCACGUUGGCUUAUGUGAUGUUAGUUGCUCUUCUGCCACAAGUGUCGCUAUACAAUAUCAAGACAGACGUAAAUUUUACACCUUACCUAGUCAACAAGGAGGUAUUUGACACACUUCCAUACUUUAUUUACGAACAGUACGUGCGUCACAUACAUUCGAUGGUGAACGCGUACAGUAACCGAGGUAAUGGUGUUGGCCGGCUGGUGAUCGAGACUAACGCGCUCAUCGACACUAAGUACCGCACGUGGAAACGCAACGCGGAUCUCAUCAACUCGCUGCUCGCGUUGCCGAAGGGCAUGAACGAAGCCGGACGCUAAAUGCCCUAAUUAACUAGCCUCGUACCUUGUUAAUGUCUUCUAAUAAAUCGAUAACACUGUUAAAAGUUGACUUUUUCACGAACUUGUUAUAUUUACCUGCUAUAUACUUUUUUUGAUUUCC
Papilio xuthus (Asian swallowtail) is the source of this 551-nucleotide messenger RNA. It is a transcript of the gene PDF, whose product is annotated as pigment-dispersing factor. Gene Ontology annotation, cellular component: extracellular region. Gene Ontology annotation, molecular function: hormone activity. The record is from RefSeq and is a predicted model, not a curated record. Lineage: Eukaryota; Metazoa; Arthropoda; Insecta; Lepidoptera; Papilionidae. The transcript is spliced from 3 exons. Gene Ontology annotation, biological process: response to light stimulus. Bases 98 to 430 code for a protein of 110 amino acids.